GUCUUCACUGGGCGCGUGUUCGACCUCUGGAUGCUCGGCAUCGCCCAUCACAUUCCUCGACUUGUGCUCGAAGACGCCCCGGCCGCUCGUCCCAAUCGCGCACUCAUCGAAGUGCUCGAGUACGCGUGCCCGGAGCAGCUCACGAUCAGCUUCCGAGGUGUUCCCCUACUGGAGGUCAUGAACUCGGACUUCCUCGAAGCCCUGUGCUCGACCGACAUGUCGCAUUUGAAGAACCUGAAGCUUGAGCUACACCUCACCGUCUACGACUGCGAGCUUGACGUCGGCCGUGCCUAGAGCAUCAUUGGGGACGCACUUGCUCCCUUGGAGCUCUCCCACCUCGAGAUUACCGUGCGCGACGUUGGCCUGUACCCGGACAUACAGUUCCGCGAUGAGUCCAACCCGCUCGCGAUGGCUCCGACCGUGACGAUCGUGCACCUCUGUUCGAGGACCGUCCCUCCCGCCCCAGGAACGCGCCCGCGCCCAGUGUCUCAUCUGC
Dichomitus squalens LYAD-421 SS1 is the source of this 496-nucleotide messenger RNA. RefSeq lists its product as uncharacterized. The annotation marks the transcript as partial. The record is from RefSeq and is a predicted model, not a curated record. NCBI's taxonomy places the organism in Eukaryota, Fungi, Basidiomycota, Agaricomycetes, Polyporales, Polyporaceae. The transcript is spliced from 2 exons.